UUGGUUCUGUCUGCCUCCAUGCCAAGUCCUAAGUAUCCUGGGCCAUGGAGCUGUGGAAGCUCAGAGCUAGCAUCUCCCAUGCCCGCACAGGAGCUAGCAGGACAUGAAGAUCAUAGGCCUCCUCUUCCCUCCUCUUCCUGCUUGCCCUGAAUGCCCCCACUGCAGCUGUGGUGGCUCUCAGACACUGACCACCUCAAGAAUCCAAUCUGGAAUGAUGCAAGCUGGUGGUACCUGCCACUCGAGUUGGAGGCUGGGGGCAUGGGGCCUCUGCCAGUCUAGAAGCCUCCAGAAGCCUCAGCACCUGUGAGUCCAUUGGGAAGACCUGGCCAGUCGAAGAGCCAGGCCCAGGAAGAGCAUUCAGCAGUGAGGACUACCAAAAUCCCUUCUGAGGAAGACCUCCAUGACCCUCAGGAAGAAGUCAGCACAGACACAGAUGUGGGAGUCCACUGUGGAGUCCCAGGGCAAGCAGCUCCUGCCAGAGCUGCCUCUAAAGGAAUCCUCCUCACACGAGGACUCUGGCCUCAAGGCAGUUCCCAGCACACAUACUCUUUAUGUGGGCCACCUGAACCCCCAGUUCUCUGUUCCUGUGCUUGCCUGCCUGCUAAGAGACACCCUAGAGCGGCUGGAACUUCCAGUGGCCCGUGAACACAUUGAGGUAGUGAGGCGGCCACGAAACACUUAUGCACUGGUACGGGUGGCUGCCCCCAAGGAUGUCCUGGCCUCACUCCCCUGGCGCCUGCAGAUGGCCUUGGAGGAGCAGCUAAUCCUCAAAGAGCUCACAGCCCGUGGCAAGGAGCUGGUGUUGAGUGAGGGCUUCGAGUCCCUAAGCCACAGGGAGCAGGAUGACAGCGGCCCAAGCCCGAGCCCUAGUCCUGGCCCCAGCCCAGGCUUCAGGCGCCAGCAGCUGCCCCAACUGCCAGACCCUUCCCCUAACUGGGGCUGGGCUGGGCGUCGGCAGAUCUCUCACAACCGACCCAGUGGCGUGCGAUCUGACAGUGCCAUUGUGCACCAGGAGAUAGUGGGUCAGGAGCAGCUAUUCCAGGGUGCUUUCCUUGGCAGCGAGACGCGGAAUGUAGAGUUUAAGCGAGGCAGCGGUGAGUACCUGAGCCUGGCUUUCAAGCACCAUGUACGUCGCUACGUGUGUGCCUUUCUCAACAGUGAGGGUGGCAGCCUGCUGGUAGGUGUCGAGGACAGUGGCCUGGUACAGGGCAUUCACUGUAGCCACCGUGAUGAGGACCGUACACGCCUGCUGGUAGACUCCAUCCUGCAGGGCUUCAAACCCCAGGUCUUCCCUAAUGCGUACACCCUCACCUUCAUCCCCGUCAUAAGCACUUCCAAGACCAACAUACCUCUCAAGGUACUCCGUCUGACUGUGCACACCCCCAAGGCCCAGGGUGAGCCACAGCUAUAUGAGACAGACCAGGGGGAAGUAUUCCUACGGCGUGAUGGAAGCAUCCAGGGCCCACUGUCUGUUGGUGCCAUCCAGGACUGGUGCAGGCAGGUGAGGAGGCUCUGGCCAAGAAAUGGACAAUGGAGCUGGGCAAGCUGGAGGAGAAGGUGAAGGUGCUGACGGUGGAAAAGGAGCAGCUGAGCCAGCAGCUGAGGCAGCGCCGGUCCCUGUCCUGCAGCUGCUGUGUCCUGUGAGAAUGAGGAAGAUGUGGGCUAAGGCCUGGAAUAAACAUGCAUGUGCUACUGCA
This is a messenger RNA of Phodopus roborovskii (desert hamster), 1697 nucleotides long. It is a transcript of the gene Slfnl1, whose product is annotated as schlafen like 1. NCBI's taxonomy places the organism in Eukaryota, Metazoa, Chordata, Mammalia, Rodentia, Cricetidae. The record is from RefSeq and is a predicted model, not a curated record. Bases 401 to 1561 code for a protein of 386 amino acids. The transcript has 5 exons.